GGAGGCGGGCGGGGCCGGGCGGGGCCGGGCUGAGGGAGCGCAGCGCCGCGCCGCGUCGCGCCGGGCCGGUGAGCGCGCACGCCCCCGCCCCGCCCGUUUCCGUUCGCCGCUGCUCGAGCUCGGGCCUGUGGAGCAGGAAGCGGCGGGAGCGAUACCCAGCGCAGGCCGCAGUCAUCUGAGGUACCUGCACGUGUCAGGCACGGUGCUGGACUUGGUGGGUGUUUGAUCUGAACCAGUGCAAUCUCAACAGAUGUCUUGUGGUGGGAGAAGAGGAGGAACACAGGUCAUUUAGGAAUGUCGAGCUGUGCAGGUUCCACUGGUGAUCUUCUGUGAGAGCUGACCAUUUCUUUCUGUCUGGUUUCCUCUCUUUCGCCAGUUAUUUAUCCGUACACAGGGAACUUCCCUGAAAUCAGCUAUGGCAGCCAUUCGAAAAAAGCUGGUUAUAGUGGGUGAUGGUGCCUGUGGAAAGACCUGUCUGCUGAUUGUAUUUAGCAAAGACCAGUUCCCUGAAGUGUAUGUUCCCACCGUCUUUGAAAAUUAUGUAGCAGAUAUUGAAGUGGAUGGAAAGCAGGUUGAGUUGGCUUUGUGGGAUACAGCAGGACAAGAAGACUAUGAUCGACUUAGACCGCUUUCUUAUCCAGAUACUGAUGUUAUACUUAUGUGUUUUUCAAUUGAUAGUCCUGAUAGUUUAGAAAACAUCCCAGAGAAGUGGACCCCAGAGGUGAAGCAUUUCUGCCCCAACGUGCCUAUCAUCUUGGUAGGAAACAAGAAGGACCUGAGGAAUGACGAGCACACAAGACGAGAGCUGGCCAAAAUGAAGCAGGAGCCUGUCAAACCCGAAGAAGGAAGAGAUAUGGCAAACCGCAUUGGUGCAUUUGGGUACAUGGAGUGUUCGGCAAAGACCAAAGACGGUGUGAGGGAGGUUUUUGAAAUGGCCACUAGAGCUGCUUUGCAAGCCCGGCGUGGCAAGAAAAAGUCCGGGUGCCUUCUCUUAUAAAGCGUGGCCAGAGGAAGAUGGCCAAAGCAGCACCCUGCACUUGAGUAAUUUUGAAGUGCUGUUUAUUAAUCUUAGUGUAUGAUUACUGGCCUUUUUCAUUAUCUAUAAUUUACUUAAGAGAUUUAAAAAUCGAGUCAUCUUGCUACCAGUAUUUAGAAGCCAACCAUGAUUUUUAUAACAAUCUGCAUCAAAUUCAUCUGUGCACCCAAGGUUAACCUCAACAUUCCUCUAACAAACCUUUUCUGCACUCACAGGAUAUGCCAGGCGCUAAUUGAAGACAAUUCUCUCUUCUUUCUUCUCUCUAGAAAGAGAAAAAGCUGUCAACACAGAGGAUUGGUCUGUAACUACUUUAUAACUAACGUCCUAUUCUAAUUGAGUACAACAGUUACAUGGCUGUAUGUGGAAUCAAGUGUAGCUUCAGUGCUAUCACAUUUAGGAAGAUCUGAUUUUCAUGGCUCAGUGGUGUAAAACAUUAGUUUGAAAAUGUGAUCACUCUGAAAUGACCAAGUCCCAUUCAGCUAAGGAAAAGUGAGAGUUCUGUGGUUUCAUGUUAGUUACCUUUUAGUUACUGUGUAAUUAGUGCCAGUUUAAAUGUAUGUUACCAAAAAUAAAUCUAUUUACCCCAGCUUAGAUGUAGUAUUUUUUGUAUAAUUGGAUUUCCUAAUACUGUUACUUGUAACCUCUGCGUUAAGGUGUUCUGGGUUUUUUAAGAAACUGUAUUUGAAAAUAAAGUCCGAUGGAAAGCAGCUGAUCCUCUUCCCCUGUUCAUUUGUAAGAGUCUGACCCAUUUGAAUGAUUUGAGCGGUCUGCACACCCAGGAGGAGUUUUUUCCAUGACGUGCCGUAGGGAUGAGAAAAGACAGCCUGCUCACACUCAAAGCUUCUGAACUGUUCAGUUGCCUUAAGUUCACUGCUGGACCCAGUUUCAAAACUUAAAUGGAAAAAAAAAGAGAAACUUUUUGUGUAAGUUUGGUUACCGUGUAGUGAUCAGACUCCUAACCUGUGAACUUCUUGCUGUUCUGCAGCCAACUAAACUCUUUCUGUAUUUUCAUUUUUCCAACAACUAAUAGAAUAAAGGCAGUUUUCUAAGCUCCCUGUA
Messenger RNA from Grus americana (Whooping crane), 2095 nucleotides. It is a transcript of the gene RHOA, whose product is annotated as ras homolog family member A. Lineage: Eukaryota; Metazoa; Chordata; Aves; Gruiformes; Gruidae. The record is from RefSeq and is a predicted model, not a curated record. Gene Ontology annotation, biological process: cell migration; stress fiber assembly; small GTPase-mediated signal transduction. Gene Ontology annotation, cellular component: cleavage furrow; dendritic spine. The transcript has 7 exons. The coding region runs from base 416 to 997 and encodes 193 amino acids. Gene Ontology annotation, molecular function: GTPase activity; GTP binding.